Molecule: messenger RNA, 10949 nt
Organism: Octopus bimaculoides (California two-spot octopus)
Lineage: Eukaryota; Metazoa; Mollusca; Cephalopoda; Octopoda; Octopodidae
Product: reelin
Biological process (GO): central nervous system development; neuron migration
Molecular function (GO): lipoprotein particle receptor binding
Source: RefSeq, a predicted model, not a curated record
AAGUCUGAAAACCAGUAAUCUCUCCAAGAACUAACUGGACAAGCCACACACUAAAUUAUUUAUCAAUAUCAUUUAUUUCGUCCAUUCUUCAAUUUAGCAAAUAGCUUUUUUUAAUUCAAUCAUUUUCACAAAUACAGUUUCUGAAAACUUAUAAUUUUCUGAAACUCUAUUAUAUCUAAAUAAUUCCUUUUGAAAAAGAAUACAGACACACACACACUCACACACACACACACACACAUACACACAUACACUUACACACAUUUACACACACUAAAAGACACAGACAGAUACACAUUUCAAAAGACACAGACAGGUGCACAUUUUAACAGAAAUACAGAAAUUGGCAACAAGAAGCAGCCAAAGACAUUAGCAAAAUUACAACAAAUUUAAAUAUUAUAUGGAGAAAUUUGAAAAUUUAAAAACGGAUAUUUCAAAAAUAAAUUCAUAUUAAGAGAACGUAACCAAAAUAUACAGGUGUCUGAAAACAAUGCAUUCUAAGAAGGAAAGCAACCUAUGCCUCUCACUGCUUGUACUGCUCUGUUCAGUCAGCUUCUCAUUGGCUUUCCCUCACAUUCAACCAUUUUUCUUCCUAUGUAACAUUAAUGGACUAAGUAAAGACGUGGGUAUAGACAAAGGAGAGAUUUCUUUGAGUGUAUCAAUCAAAGGAAACCCAGAAUAUUAUGAACCGGGUAAUAUAUAUGAGAUUACCAUUCAAUCCAGUAACACAUUUGAUAAUUUUCUACUGACUGGCCUCUAUUCAAUAUCGGAGGAUGUACGUAAAAGGAUUCUAUAUAUGCCAGCAGCCCCUGGCUUACCUGUUCAAGGUGAAAGUUUCAUGUGUUCCACAAUUUAUUCACAUUCCAAUAAUACCCCAGAAUACCAGUUGCAGUUUCAAUGGAUUGCACCUCCAUCUGGAACAGGAUGCAUCAAUUUUCGUGCCACAGCAGCCCUCAGCAAUGUUUUGCUAUUCAAAGAUACCACAGUUCUUCAGCUCUGUGAAAAAGGAGAUCCUAGCGAUUCCAUGAGACCCAAACUAAUUUCCAUACAUACAAAGGAUUUUAUCUUAAGAGACAGCUUUGACGAUUCUUCCCAUUUUGAUACUUCACUCUGGUUAAAGAGUGAAGGCGCAGAAAUAAAUAAAUCCUGUGGAGUUGUGCUACAUGACAAAUCGGCUGUCUUCUGUUCUCCUGGAUUACGUAAAUUAGUGACAAUACCUUUAAACAUUACAAGUGCAGCAGUUAUCCAAUUUUCACUUUCUUCUGGAAAUUGUACUAAUGUCGGCCCUGUUGACAAUGAUAUUGUGUUUUCCUAUGGUAUUAAUGCCUGUUCCAAUUGGGUUGAAAUCGAAAGAAUUCCAGCACCAAACAGUUCUAAAACUAUAACACAUCUUGUAAGAAUACCUGUUGAAGCACGUCAAAAUGAUGUGUGUUUAAGCUGGUCACAGGAGCCAGUUACAUCUGUAGAAACUCAAGUAAAAACACAGGUUCUAAAAAAGAAGGCAAUCACUCUUCUUAAAAAUAUAACUUUAGCUCACACAAACUGUUGGGCAAUGGACAACGUGUUGAUACCAAAUUUGGCAUAUACACCUACUAAAAUUGAAGAGACUUUUGAACCAAUUUCAACUGAUGAUUGGCUUUUCUUUCCAGGUGCAAAACUUGGGCAUAAAUGUCGAUCACAAGGGGAUGCUAUGUAUUUCGACAGUAAUCAACAACAUAGCUAUGUCGUUAGUCAAGAUGUGGAUCUUUCUGACUUCUCUCCUCACCAGGAUUUAACAUUGGUAGAAGACUUUGAAGGGAAUAUUACCAGAACAAAUUGGCUGUUAGAAGGUGUCCAUUCAGGAACCCUUUGUGAAAAAUUACACGAAGGGAAAUCUUUGAUAUUCGGUGGCAGAGGGAAAAGAAGAGCCUGCACACCUUAUAUGGAUAUGCUAAAAUCAGACAAUAUAAAAUUUUAUCUGUCAUUUGGUACAGAAAAGUGUACUGGAGUAAAAAAUGACACAGCCCAAGUGUUUCUGUAUCAAGAAUCAGUCAACUCAGAAACGAUCAUAUUAGCAAGCUACAAACCAACUUUCUAUCAGUCACCUGUUUUGAAUUCAGUUACCAUCAAACCUGAACACAGACGGUCUGUUUCAAAAAUUUGUUGGGAACAAAAGUACUACAGAGAUGAAGAUUCUGAUGUCUGGGCAAUUGACAGUGUUCAAAUAUCCCCUCACAUAGACCCAGAUUAUUCAAAUGGAAAGGACAAAUAUGUACAAUUCAGUUUGAAUAUGAUGUGUGGUUUUGAUUUAACACACAACAGAGUAGACCUAGAAUUCUCUACUGACCAUGGUCUAACUUGGAAUAAAUUACAUGAUCACUGUUUACCUGGAACCUGUAAUGGUCAGUUCAUGUCAUUACAUACUUCUUAUGAAACAUCGGAUUUUGACCUCUGGAAACGGUUUACAUUACCUCUUCCAAAUGGUGCCAUGAUGCCUUAUGUGAGGUUUAGAUGGAAAAAGACUUCAAGAGGUGCUGCCAACUGGGCACUAGAUAAUGUCUACAUCGGUACCUGUCCAGAAGGAUGUAACAACCAUGGUCUAUGCCGUGGAGAUUCUUGUGAAUGUGAUUUUGGUUUUUCUGGAGAAUCUUGUGCCCUCCCUGUAGUACCUAACCCAUCAUUGUUACUAGAGAUGUUUGUUUCACCAACUGUUCUACAAAGUUCUUCACAGCUGGAAGCUAAAGGAGCAGAGCUGAAUUAUAAAUGUGGAGUACUCUCAACUGGAAAGGCACUUGUUUUCAACAAAGAUGGUCGUCGAGAACUAGUGACAAUUGACAUGAACACGACUACAAUUAGAUUUUUACAGUUCCACAUACGUGUUGGCAGCAACUCUUAUAUAUCUGAAUGCCGCCCUCCUGAUAGAAUGUCGGAGUCAGUUUUUCUGGAAUAUUCUUGCAAUGGCGGCAUAACUUGGGAUUUACUUACAAUGUUUGCAGACGAAAUGUAUAAAACACCACAGAUGGUUUCUGUUGAGCUACCCAAAGCUGCCAAGGAGGAUGGAUGCCGUUUCCGCUGGUACCAGCCAAAUCACUCAGGAAGUCGUCAAGAUGUUUGGGCAUUAGAUGACAUCAUAUUGAAUAACCUUUUAUUUCAUACACUAGACAUAGAAACCAAAGACCUUGAGAGGGAAUUCUAUGAACUAACAGCAUCACAAGGAAAACUUAUUGAUACUUACUGUGACAUGCCAAAGCCAAUUGGCUUUGUUGAUGAGCCAAAAGUUGGAGAAAAACGCUACAUUAUGACCAGUGCAAUGAAAAUUGGUGCUUCCUACAUGAUACAGUUUAAUAUAUCACUGGGUUGUGGCAUCCCAUAUGUACCAGGUUUGGACAAUGUAGUACGACUGGAAUAUUCUAUUGAUCAUGGUCUCACAUGGAGUCUUGUUGAGAAAGCUUGUCUCCCACCAGAACGAUGUGAAGAGUACAAUGCAGGGACUGUAUAUGAUUAUUUUGAGUAUCCUAUGUGGAGUAGAAUCACAAUACUUUUACCUCCUGAUACUUGGUCUCGUGCAACUAAAUUCCGUUUAAUUCAAAAUGAGUGGAGCCCCACAGAUACAUGGGCCGUUGAUAGACUAUACAUUGGGCAACAAUGUCCUCACAUGUGUCAUGGUCAUGGCAUUUGUGACAAAGGAAUAUGCAGAUGUGAUUCUGGUUUUCGUCGAGCAAGUUGUGAACCAUCUAAAAUUGCUAAAAAUGGUAUACAAGCUGAUUUUGGGUCAACUUAUAGUCCUGAAAAUGACUUCAGAAUCAAAGGUGGAGAUACUGUGAGUGGUUAUGAAGGAUGUGGCACAAUUCUGUCUGGAGAAUCAAUGUAUUUCUACAAGGAUGGAAUCAGAGUACUGACAACUGAUGACCUAUAUACUUUAGAUGAUGACUACAUCCAAUUCUACAUUCAAAUUGGUGGCAAUGCCAAGAACUGCAAUGGUGCUAAUGAUCCAAAAGAAGGUGUUUUGCUGCAGUAUUCCACAAAUGCAGGUAUUUCUUGGAAGACACUUGAAGAACUUGUCUACAAUGAAUAUCGAGAACCAAAGUUUGUACAUGUCAGGCUACCCAAAGAGGCCAAAACUGACAGUACACGUUUCCGCUGGUGGCAGCCAAUGCAUUCAGGAGAAGGUACUGAUCAGUGGGCAGUAGAUGGUAUUUACAUUGGGUUCUAUGAAAAGUUGACCACUCUACAAGAUAACUUCAAUAGAUUAUCUGAUCUGUAUACUCUUGGCCCUUGGCUCACAGUAACAGAUGGUGUCAAUGGUAUGUACUGCAAAAGCAAUAGUUCUGCACUUAUUCUAGCUAACCAAGAAAAUGAUAAACUUAUAAUUACAAAAGACAUGAACCUGAAGGAAGGAGACACCAUUCAGUUUAAGAUUAAUGUCGACUGUAAUAAAAAAUUUCAAUGGGACCAUCCUGUAUGGUUUCAAUACAGUCAUGAUAAUGGAAAUUCCUGGAAAUUGGUAUCUAGCCAAUGCUAUGAUGAAGGUGAAUGUGGUGGUGAGUUAACAGAGGGAACUAUUUACCAUUCUGGUACCUAUGGUGACUGGAGAUUAGUUGUAAUUCCUGUAACAGAAGAAAUAGCAUCCAGACCAGUUUUGUUCCGUUGGUGGCAACGUGGAGGAACAGCCCAUAGCUUUUCUCUUGAUGAUGUCUACAUUGGUCCUUCAUGCCUUGAUCGAUGUAAUCGAAAUGGUAUAUGUCAAUCCCAACAUCGAUCAGUAGAAUGCAAAUGUGAAGAAGGCACACAAGGUCGUAAUUGCCAUGAGAUACAAAACAACCCACUUGGAAUAAUUGACAGGUUUGAUAAUCGAAACGAACCGAAUGAAUUGUGGCAACGAACAACUGGAUCUAUGUUAGGAACCAUGUGUGGCGUUAUUGACAAUGAAAAUGCCUUGUUCUUUCCUGCUGACGGAACACGAGAGGCUGUAACUCUUCCACUUGACACAACGCAUCUCAGGUUGGUGCAGUUCCAGGUUUCUAUUGGUGACAUAAAUGGUAACAAAGUGUGUAAGAAACCUAGGAAUAGAAAUGAAGCUGUGAUCCUUGACUAUUCUACAGACAAUGAAAUCACCUGGACAAUGUUGAAAGUUGUUGAACCAAGUAUGUAUACUAGUUCCAAUGAAAUUGUCAGUGUUGAAUUACCUGUUGAUGCAAAAACCAAUCGAACUAUAUUCAGAUGGUGGCAACCACUUGGAUAUGGAGGAUUACCAAGGGCAGUUUGGGGAAUUGACAGUGUACUGGUUGGAGUGAAUGACACAAGUGCAUUGGGCUUUCAAGAUGAUUUUAAUGGCCAAAAUCCUAACCCUCAAUCCUGGUUUAUUACACAAAGUGGUGUCCCAAGAAUAAGUUGUCGAUCUAAUGGUCAUGCUUUGGAAUUCAGCCGAAAUAAUGAGAAACGAUAUGCCGAGACAUGGGACUACCACAUAACACCCUCCACUUUCCUCCAGUUUGAUAUCUCGAUGGGCUGUGGUACACUAUACAACACAUUAUACAGCGUAAAGCUGGAAUAUUCUAUAGACACAGGCAAGACAUGGCACUCUGUUAUAGAUGAGUGUGCACCACCAAAGUUUAUUUGUAAUGGCUACCAUUUAAGUAGCCAAUAUGUUUCAGAACAACAUAUCAACUGGACUCGUAUUACUAUCUAUCUUCCUGCUGCCUCAAUUUCUCCAAACACCAGAUUCCGGUGGUUUCAGCACACCGAAAGUCCUCGAGGUGAUAUUUGGGCCUUGGAUAAUGUAUAUCUAGGAGCAGGUUGUCCUUGGUUAUGUUCAGGCCAUGGCUACUGUGAUCAAGGGAAAUGUAUAUGUGAUAAGGGUUUUCUGCCACCCAAUUGCGUACCUGAAAAAACUCUACGAAUGAAUCUAAGAGACGAUUUUAGUUCUGAAAGUCUUGACUACAAUAAAUGGCAAGAAUUAUAUGGAGGUGAAGUUUCUGACAUAUGUGGCCACUUGGUAUCAGGAAAUUCCUUAGUAUUUGCAAAGGAUUUACUACGGCUUGUUGUCACAGAGAAUAUGGACACAACCAUGAUUAACAAUAUUGAGUUCUUCUUCAAAUAUGCUUGCAAGGGAGAAUCACUUGCAUGGCCACGUCGGGAGAGUGUACUGCUGCAAUACUCUAUUAAUGGUGGCAUCACGUGGCAUUUACUACAGGAAAUCCAUUACAAGAAUGACUCCAACACACGCUUCUUCAGUGUAUUUUUACCUCCAUUAGCCAAAGCCAAUGCAACAAAAUUCAGAUUCUGGCAACCAAAGCAUGGAGGUUCAAUGAAGUCAACAUGGGCAAUAGAUAACUUUUUUGUUGGAACUAUGACACUCAACCCAAACAUGCUUGAUGACAAAUUUGAAAAACCAUCAUUAGAUCAAGGUCUGUGGCAGUUUUCAAACAAUGGAAAACUUGGGUCAUAUUGUGAAUUCAGCAGACGGGAAAGCACUCGAACUGCAGGCAGCUCAGCUUUGGUAUUCAAAAGGGGAACUGGAGAACAUUCUAUUGUUACGAGAGAUUUGGAUAUUGGACCUAUGUCAGUUGUGCAAUUUGAUAUCAAUGUUGGUUGUGGUGCCAGUUCAACUCACAAAUAUCCUGUACGUCUGGAAUAUUCUGUAAAUGGUGGUAAAACAUGGCAGUUGAUUGUUCCUAAUUGUGCUGAUUAUGCUUUGGCUCGUUGUGAUGACCAAACACAACCAACAUCGAUAUAUUAUUCUGGCACAACCAAAUAUUGGAGAAGAAUUAUCAUUCCUUUAGAUGGACUUCAUGCUUGUGGUGCUAUUCGCUUCCGUUGGACACAAGGAUACAUUCCUCACUUUGACUAUGCCCCAGAGUGGGCUAUUGAUAAUGUGUUUAUUGGAAUGAUGUGCCUUAGUAAUUGCAAUGGACAUGGAAGUUGCGGGAGCUCAAUGUUGUGUGAAUGUGAUGAGGGUUAUGGAGGAGACAGCUGCACUCCCCUCCAACAACACCCCACCUCUAUGAAAGAAGAGUUUAAGGAACCAGUGCUGGGUGGAUCAAGUGCAGUUCGAGAUUACUUUCAGAAACCAUCUUCACAGUUGCUUGAAGCACAAACUGCAUUGGAUGAGAAAAAAUGGUCUAUUUGGAGCAAUGGCCGUAUUACACCUAAAGAGUGUGGUCUUUUAAUCAGAGGUGCAAGUCUGUACUUUGGAGAAAAUGGUGACAGAGUUCUUAUUAGCAAAGACCUAGAUUUGUCUCGUGUCAGUAUUGUUCAAUUCUUCCUGCGACUUGGUUGUAAAGCCUCUCCUCCCAGCACAGGUACCCCUCCAGUGUAUGUCCAAUAUUCAGUCGAUGGUGGAAUUACAUGGCAUACCUUUGAGCAAUUUGACUUUUCCUAUGAAAGUAACAAACCUGAAUACAUUGUUCUUCAUCUGCCUGAGAAAGCUCGAACAAAUUCUACCCAGCUGCAAUGGUGGCAGCCAUCAACCGAUGGUACUUUCACUGAACAAUGGGCAGUCGAUCAGAUUUAUGUUGGUGGAGAUAUUGAUGGCACUGAAAUGCUUCUGGAUGAACCAACGAUUCCUCAAGACACAAACUGGCUGCUUUAUCCUGGAGGAGAAAUUAAAAAAGUCUGUGGGUCUGUUACAGAUGCCCUCUCCUUUGAAGAUGAAGGUAAUAUGAGGUAUGCAAUAUCCAGAGAUGUGACCACCUAUUCGGGGGCAUUCAUUCAAUUUGAACUUUCAAUGGGUUGCAAAGACACUAAACAAUGCUAUGGUAUGGAUCUUCAGUUUUCUCUGGAUAUGGGAGUCACAUGGGAACUUUUUCAGACUGCCUGCACUCCUUCCGAUAUAGACUGUGCCAGCUAUCAUCAGAGCAGUCGAUUUAUGUCUGAUAUUUACCAUGGAUGGAAUAGAAUUACAUUGCCUGUCCCUUAUUAUGCAAAAUCCAAGUCAACAAGAUUCCGUUGGAUCCAACAUGCUCCUUUCAAUAAACAGCAUCAUUGGGCACUUCGAGUGCUCUACAUUGGCAAAAGAUGCCCUCAGUUAUGCAGUGGUCAUGGUAAUUGCAUUGGACAUGUUUGCAGAUGUGAUAGUAAUUGGCAAGAAGAAGACUGCCAUAAACCAAAGAACCCACUGCCAACCAUUCUGAAAGACUCUUUUAUGGACGCAGACAUAUCAGCUCAGAAUUGGUUAAAAAUUGCUGGAGCAAAGAUAACUAAUACUUGCACAAAUCUAGCCUCAGGAAUGGCAAUACAUUUUAUUGGAGGCUGCAGUCGAAUUCUCAUCAGUACAGAUUUAGAUUUGAGAGAUUCAAAAUUCAUUCAGUUCUAUUUCAUGUUUGGUUGCAACACAGCUCCCCUGAUUCGAAACCAAGGGGUCCUUGUUGACUAUUCAGCAGAUGGUGGUAUUUCUUGGUCCCAUAUAACAGAACUUUACUACAACCAAUACAAAGCACCAAAGUUCGUCAACAUAAAAAUUCCUCAGGGAGCCAGAAAGGAAGGGGUACGUGUACGCUGGUGGCAGCCUGAGAAUGAUGGCAAACUUCUUCGGGAUUGGGCAUUGGAUGACAUUGUAAUUGGCGGCAACAUGGUGAACCCUGUAAAUGUAACAAGUAAUUUUACAACUGAUUUUAUUGAACAUGAAUGGUUGACCACCAACAAUCUGGAAAUUGGGGAAUAUUGUGGGAAAGCUGAAUCAGCUGUAGCAAAACCAGUUGCUGGUGAAGGAGCCAAACUGACAACCCGUGAUGUCAAAAUAGAAGAUGAUUACAUACUUCAAUUCUCGAUCAAUGUUGGAUGUGGGGCACCAUGGAAUAGCUCCAUUUCUCCAGUUCACCUGCAAUAUUCUGUAAACUACGGUAAAAACUGGUAUUAUGUUACUCCCCAAUGUAUGACUAAGGACCCCCAAUGUAACACAGAAGCUUCAGUCAAGACUGUUUAUUACUCAACUUUUGGCUGGCAACGAGUCAUUAUCCCUCUUACAGGACAUGUUGUAUCAAGUGCCACACGUUUCCAGUGGUUCCAAAACAUGCCUGGUCAACAGGAAGACUCCAAAGAUGGCAAGGAAUGGGCCAUUCGAGAUAUCUAUAUUGGCAAAGCAUGUGUAGAUAUGUGUCAUGGCCACGGGUUUUGUGACAAUGGCCAGUGUAUCUGUGAUGAAGGAUAUAUGUGGGCUACAUGUCACCCAAUGGGAUACUUUUAUCAACCAACUCAGCUUAAAGACACAUUCAAUGAGCCAAAUAUAAACAGAAGUAACUGGUUCCUUGUGCAAGGAGCAGCUAUCUACAAUGCCUGUACAGAGCUUGUUGAUGGAACGGCAUUGGUGUUCUCAGGAAAAGGCAUGCGAUUGGCUGAAACCUGGGAUUUGGAUCUCAGAGAUGCUAUAUUCAUAAUGUAUACUGCCAUAAUUGGAGGCACUCAGAAAAAUGGUGAAUGUGCUGUACCCAAUUCUAGAAGCCAAAGUGUCAUACUACAAUAUUCUAUCAAUGGUGGUAUCAUUUGGGACACAAUUUAUACUCUUGACUACCAAUAUUACCAACAUCCAAAAACAGACCAUCUAAAGUUGCCCUUCUCUGCUAGAACAGGCAGUACGCGUAUUCGAUGGUGGCAGCCCAUGCCUCUUGAUAACUUAGAAGUAUUUCCCAGCUGGGCUCUGGACAAUGUUUAUAUUGGGGGAUCAGAAAUUAAUCCUAGCUUACUUUGGUUAAAUUUUACUCAAGGUAUGCAUGAACUAUGGUCUAACUGGGAGUUUUCUCCACGCGGUCAAGUCAGCAAAGAUUUCUGUUACAAAACUGAACAUUCUCUUACUUGGAACAAUGACAAAAGAGAGAAAAGUUUAACUACAAAUCAACUUAUUGUUCAGGAAGAUUCCAUGCUCCAAUUUAAGAUUGCUAUUGGGUGUAAUAAUAAAUUCAACAGCUGCAUUCCAAAUAGCCCUGUACAUCUUGAAUUCAGGAAGAAUCCAAGCGUUGGGAAAUGGGAACACCUAUUACCCAUUUGCUUACCAGAUAACAAUGUCUUGAUGAGCUGCCGGCCUCACAUACACCACAAAGCAAGUAUAAUGUAUGCUGAUGAAUAUCCAACUUGGACAAGGUACACUUUGAAAUUACCAGACAAAGCACAUUCAAGCUCCACACAAAUACGUUGGGUCCAGAAACAUGUGGAAGGAGCAGUAUCACCACCAUGGGCCCUUGAUGAGAUUUACAUUGGAGAGACAUGUCCAGAUAUGUGCAAUGGCCGCGGAGAUUGUAGAAAGGGUCGGUGCUUCUGUGAACCAGGAACAGUUGGUACAACUUGUGCUCCAGAUCAGGCCAAGCUCUUACAAAGACUAACUGAUUCCUUUGAAGGCUCCAUUAUUACCCAUUAUUGGGAAUCAAUUAAAGGAGGUGGUAUAGGACUAGGUUGUGGUGCUCUUUAUCCUUAUGCACAUGGAAAGUCUUUGUAUUUCAAUGGCUGUGGACAACGACAUGUCAUCACACAACCGAUGAACCUCUUUACAGGAGGGAAAAUCAUAUUUAUUUUACAAAUUGGCUGUCAUUCUCAGACAGAAGAAUGCAAUAUUAACUUGCAAAAUAAAACUCACUUCCGUGGAGUUCUUUUACAAUACAGCAUUAACAAGGGUGUAGAAUGGAAACUUCUGGCAAGACAUGAACCCAGCGAUUACUUGAACCCUAAGAGAGUUGCUUAUGACAUCCCAAGUAAAGUAGGGGUUCAAUUUCGUUGGUGGCAGCCAGAACAUGGUGGAAAGGGACACGACCAAUGGGCCAUUGACAAUGUAGAAAUAUUAGCAGUAAAGAACAGAAAAAACCAACCCCAUUUGAGUCGCUGAAGAAAGAGAUCCCAUAAAAAAAAUUUUAGCAGUUCUGCCAGUGACACAGGAUGUUCUGAACCAAGAAAAGUCCCAAGUGUAAACUAUAAAAGUAGGAAAUCAAUGACCCUUGAUAAAAUAUUGUAAAUAAUCAAAUAUAUAAAAAAAAUUACUUUAUACAAAA